AAUAAUAUUAAUCGAAAGCGUCUGCUAAAAUGUGAAAUAAACUGUUAUCCCUUGUGCUUCAGCAGCGAGGACUCUACGACUUGAUCCAGCUGUAUUGAAGAAAAAUGGCAACCAUCUCCGCCGGCACCCCUACCUCGUCCGUCACCCACGCUGGUCUUGCACACAAGCGGCCCCUAGGGCGUUCCCCUCGUGUUGGGAUGCCAGCAAUGGCUAAAGUGGGAAGAGUGAGAUGCUCCAUGGAGAGCAAGAGUGGCGAGGAGCAAAGCAAAUCAGAGGCAAAGGUGGGGAUGGGAGCAUCACUGGUGGCAGCUGCAUGCGCUGCAACGAUGUCAAGCCCAGCCAUGGCUCUAGUGGACGAGAGAAUGAGCACUGAAGGAACGGGGCUUCCCUUCGGUCUCAGCAACAACCUUCUGGGCUGGAUCCUCUUGGGCGUCUUCGCUCUCAUUUGGGCUUUCUAUACUGUCUACACAUCUGGACUUGAUGACGACGAAGAGUCUGGAUUGUCUCUCUAAUUCCUCGCAUCAAGUUUAUAAAAAAAAAAAAAAAAAACUCCCAUCAAUUACUCUUUUAUGCAGACUCCUCUCCUUUCCUAAUCAAUCUUGAGUCUUCCAUCAAUACCACUUGUGCAUCCCUUCCCAGUUCCCACACUUAAUCACUUCCUUCUUUCUUCAUUUGCUACUUACUCUGCUCUUUGUUUAUUUGUCACUCCAAAUCCAAAUCUGCAACUGUAGUGUAAACUGUAAAGUAUAUAUCAAAAUUGUGCCGAGCAAAAUAUUAAUCAUAAAGCUUUCACAGCGAAAA
Molecule: messenger RNA, 801 nt
Organism: Prosopis cineraria
Lineage: Eukaryota; Viridiplantae; Streptophyta; Magnoliopsida; Fabales; Fabaceae
Product: photosystem II reaction center W protein, chloroplastic-like
Exons: 2
Coding region: 105-512 (135 amino acids)
Biological process (GO): photosynthesis
Cellular component (GO): chloroplast; photosystem II
Source: RefSeq, a predicted model, not a curated record